Chelonus insularis is the source of this 3373-nucleotide messenger RNA. Its product is annotated as E3 ubiquitin-protein ligase Rnf220-like. The transcript has 8 exons. Gene Ontology annotation, biological process: protein ubiquitination. The record is from RefSeq and is a predicted model, not a curated record. Lineage: Eukaryota; Metazoa; Arthropoda; Insecta; Hymenoptera; Braconidae. Gene Ontology annotation, molecular function: ubiquitin protein ligase activity; metal ion binding. The coding region runs from base 635 to 2431 and encodes 598 amino acids.
GGUAGCUCACCGGGCUGGCGGCUUCCUCUAGCAUUGAAUACCCCCGUUCACCUGGCUUUCUCAGUUCGUCUCUCACGUUUAAUCGCGACGGGGUGACAGCUGAUAACAGUCCUGCUAGGGUACCGACAGUGUACACGCCGGGGUUGAGGUUAGGUCAUUCAUUCUAGAGGCGGGCUUAUGGCUCAUCGUUUGAAUUUUAGCUUAUUAUCACACAUUUAUUUUCAUUUUUUAUCACUGACAACAAGUCGUAUAUUUGUUGACAUUAUCAGCAUUUUAUUCACGUGUUAUUUUUUACCUCUUCAAGUCAAUAUACUGUGUAAAUUGUGCGUUUUUUACGUGCGUGCAGUGUCUCGCGUGACAGCUGAAAGAGGUUAGGUCUCUUUUGACUGAGAGCGCGCGUAAAUUGAGUAUUUAAAUAAAUAAAAAAAAAACAAGUGAUAUUUGUCAAAUUAACUCGUGACAAUAGAAAAAAAUUUUUACCAAACAUUGUCCCAACGUAACAUGGAAAUGUCAUGAGCUUGUGGAUGGGAUCCAAUAGUCACUUGACUUGUGAUUAUUAGAAACGUUAUUACUCAUCAUUCAAAAAAAAAAAAAUUUGAACAAUCGACGAGAUAAUUGACAACAUCAAUCAAUCAUGUGGAAAGACAGCGGCCCAACUAUGGAUAAUUCUUCAUACUUGCCGAAUCAUCUCCCGCCAUCGCCCCUGGUUGUAUUUUCACAGGCCGGGGGUCUCUCUGAUGCCUUGCGAAUGCCGAGACCCUUCAAUCCACAAGUAACAGACACAAAAGAGCUUCAAGUGCCAUUCAGCACAGCAGCAUCACUUGGAUACGGUCUUCAUCAUAUGCUUCACUUGCCACAUCAAUUUCUUCAUCCAUUGGAUCCUCGUCUUCCAUUUGGUGCAUUCAGGCCACUUGGGCCCUCGGCUUUUGCACCGCCGAGUAAGUGCCUCAAAGUGGAAACCGGAAGUGCAAGUGUUCCAUCAGGAUUGGCAAGCAUUGGACCGUUAUCUAACAUGUCGAAUAUAUUUUCACCUUCGUUACCGUCGUCGGGUGGUGUAACUGGAGGUAUACCCGGAGGGCCUGGAAGCCAAGAAGUAGCACCACAAAGUCCAGCUGGAUCAGCGAGUCGUUCGCCCCUUGGAAAUGUUCCAGGAUCAACGAAUCUUUCGAAUCGAGGACCAAGUCCAGAUGAUGAGGAUCGUGACAACAAUGCGACGCCUGGUUCUGAAAACACCGAGAGGUCUACACCCGAGGAAGGACGACCAUAUAGACGCAAGAAAAAAUUCCCAGCCGAUCCCUCAUGUUGUCCAGUAUGCGGUGUAACUGUGAGGCCACAAGAAUUGGAACAACAUUUUGCUCAAGAGUUAGAUCGACUCUACAAAGUCAGUGCCAACAAUUCACGGCCAAGACAAAGGUCAGCAUUACCCCCACCUACACAUCAAGAUCAUCCACAUGGUCCAAUGCUCCACGCGCCAUCCUCUGCAGAUGGCACGUUACAAGGCAGAUGGGAGACAUACAAGAGGAUUCGAGCUAAUCGACAAGCUCGAAUCCGAGUGAAAAAUCGCAAGAGAAAAGCUGACGAGCCUGCAUGUCCAGUGUGCAGUGAACGUCUCUCUGGAACUCCUGAGGAGCUUAAUCAGCAUGUGGAGCGAUGUCUAAACAAACACAAUGGAGGAAAUUCCGGGGCUAGUGUAAGUUUAGACGAUGAGGAAGUUGACGUUGAAGGGGAUGGAGAAAGUUUCGAGGAAUAUGAAUGGGCUGGUCAAAGAAGAAUCAGAGCUACUUCUAUGUUGGUUGGUGGAUUUUCUGCUGCAGGCUUGGCAACAUCUUCGAGUAAUCGUGGAAUGGGUGGAGCAGGUCGUCAAGAAGAAGAAGAGGAUCUGGUGGUAGAUGGAGAUGAUGCUGCCCAAUUUGGUCCAGCUCAAUAUUCCGAAGCUGAUGUGAUAGCACCAAGAGGUGAAGGUACAUUGAGAGAACAAAAAGAAAGAGAUGCACUUCGUGAAGCAGUUAUAUCACCUAAUGCUCCAUUAACUCCUCACACACCACCUGAUCAACCGCAUGGUGCUCAUGUUGAUGUUAAAUCUGAACCUGGUACAAUUAACGCCACGAAUUUAUCAUCACCCUCAUCCACACCCUCACGACAACGUACUGACAGUGAAGAUGGGUCUACUUCUUCACCUAAACGAGAGAGCAGUGAAGCUCCUAUUGUUGAAGCUUUAAGGAAUCGUAUUCGAGAACUUGAAAAUGAAAUGAGAGGACAAGCCUUCAAGUGUUUAAUCUGCAUGGAGCAGUACAAAAAACCUGUGGCUUCUGUAUGUUGUUGGCAUGUCCACUGUGAGCAGUGUUGGUUACACACACUGGGUACGAAAAAGCUUUGUCCGCAGUGCAACAUGAUCACGUCUCCAUCAGAUUUACGACGAAUUUACAUGUAAAAUGUAGCAAAACUGUAAUCAUUAAUCCUCCAGUAGUCGUAUCUCCAAAUAACAAUUGCAUGAUUAUUUAUUCAUUUGGAAGUAAUACUUUGGUUGUUUUACCAUUGAUCUUUUAUGUUUUAAAAUGCCUUUUUGGAUUUUUAUUGGAUAUUUAUAUAUUAUAAGGAAAUAUUUUAUUAUGUCUCAGAUUUUCUGUAAUGUUGAUAGAAGAUAUUUUUUAAAUUUAAAUGAUAAUGUUAAUAUUUAUUUGUAACUACUGAAGGAUUGAAGAUCAAUUAGCAUAUGAAGACCUAGUCUUUAAAAAAAUUGACAUUGAACUGCAGACAUUUCGUCAAACUUGUACAUUUGUAUAUUUUUUAAUUUAUAACGAUUCGAAUCCCUUGUUGUGUAUUUAAAUACUUAAUUAGGAAAUAGUAAAUUAACUCUUAGAUGAUAAUGAACAGAAAAAUAUAUAUAUAUAUAUAAAUAAAUAUACAUAAGAUUAUAUAUAAUAGUAAUAAUAAUUAAUAUAAUAAUUAAUAAUUGAAAUUAUAAAUGCCCGGUCACAUUAAUCUGUCAUCACUCCAAUGACAAAAUUACAGAAGAGUCACACUUUCAUAUAACGAACAAAAUUAAAUACACGAUUUUAUUAUACAUAAAUACAUAAAAAAAAAAAUAAUAAGUGGAAAUAAAUGACAUGGUAAAUUUAAUUAUUAAGAACUGAUGCAAUAGAGAUAGAAAACCACGAGAGAAUUAUAUUUAAAUCUAAAUAAACAAAUAAUUACACCUUUUUAGCUAUUCUCAUUAAAUAGUCGACGGGCUACGAUUAAACAUCCGUCCGAAAUGCGGCAACGUGAAAUUCAUUAGACCUUCAUACGAAUAUUUGUUGAUUUAUUAUAAAUAUAUAAUUUAAUAUUGAUUUAUAAACAAUAAUGAUUUGAUAUAUUUACAUGUAAUAUGAAA